GUGAAGGGGCAGCGGGAGGCGGCGCCAUUUUGUGAGCGGGUGUUGUCGGCGCGGCCCCCCAGCACGGCCGGGCACCGCCGGAGCCGCUGCCUGCAGAAAGGAGGAACUGAAAAACUGGAGGUAUGCUUAAAACACAUAUGUCUUGAGAGGAGGAGAGACCAUUGUGCCAACAGCGUUCCUUCCGCCAAUUCUGAGGAAGAGGAAUAGUUUCUUCCUGUGCUCUAUUCCAGAUGCUUCAUGCUGAAAAUAGAGUAAGGCUCUCGGAGUGUCACGACGAAAUAAAAACUGAACGAUAUUCUAAAAGAAUGAAGUCAGCAGAAGGGACUUAUGAGAAACUCCCCAUGAAAAACCAAGGUAUUCAGGAGGAGGUGGAUGCUGAGAGAACAUCAAGUGAUUGGGUACCAGCAUAUGCCUCAGAUAAUCAAGGGCAACAUGAAAUGCAGAAGCAAGAGAAAAUGCUGACUGGUGUCUUGGGAUCAUCGAAUGAAGUUCUCCCAGAAAAUAAUCCAGUGCUUAGUCAGCCAGUUGAUUUAGAAACUGUGCAGAAUGUAAAUCCUCCGUUUGCAUCAAUAAAUGACUCUAAAGUUCAAGAAGAGAAAGACCCUUUUAUUACAAAUAAUGCCGGUGAAGAUAAUACUAAAAAAAGUAGUACAUCAUUAUCAAUAAAUAGAAAUGCAUCAGAUGAAGAUUUUUUUACAAGCAAAGAAUUUAUAGGACCUAUUUACAAACCUGCCAAAAGUAACAAACAGAAUGAAUCUCGCAGUUCCAAUGAAUGUAGAAGCAGUGGGGGAGAUGAGAAUGAAUUAAAUGAAAACAGACCUAAAAGAAAGGAGGCUAAGAAGGUGCAGGCUAUUUCUACUACUGUUCCAGAAAUAGAUGAUGAACUCGACCAGUUCUAUAAAGAAAUUCACCAGCUGGAAAGUGAAAAUUUAGAUACUAAUCCUCAGGAAAAAGAAACUGAAAUUUCUCAGGAUCAACAGUCUCCAUGUAACUGCAGUCAAAGCUCACAAGAGGAUUGUCAACACGUAUUGUUGGACAGCCCACAGCCAUCGUAUGAAAAUGGACAGAGUUUUCUUGGUGAACAGAACAGUCAGAAAACAAGCAAUGAGCAGCAGUUUGUUGUGGAAACAGAUGGCUGGAAAACUGAAAAUACCUCUAAUGGCCAAGUAGAUGCUAAGUAUUGGAACUGCUCAGUGCCUGAAUUCAGACCUGCUUGGCAGACUAGAGCAUCUUUCACAGUACCUCAGGGACCUCUUCUUCCUAGAUUCAACCCUCAGUCCCGUUUUCAGACACUUACGUCCCCACCACAAAUCCCAAAUGCUCUCCCUUUUCAGAAUGGGGAACUUUCUUAUGAAAAUCGUCAUAGAAAUACUGAUAUCAGCAAUCAUGGUGCAUUGCUUGAUCCAGAUACCAGCUAUGCUAGUCAUAGUGACAUCCAUACUACUCAGGUCUUCAGAAAUGAAAAUAAUGACCAGAAGGGACUCCAAAAUAAUGGUUUCUGUGAAACCACGGAAGAGUGUUGGAAGGAUCCAAAAGCUGACAAUACAGAAGGAAUGCACAGCUUUUCUUCCUUGCAGUUAUCUGAAGAAAGAUUUGGUUGUGCACAAAAAUUUCUUCUAAUCUUAAGAGGCUUACCUGGUUCAGGGAAAUCUACACUUUCUCGCAUUCUGCUUGGUCAGAGUUGUGAUGGCAUUGUACUCAGCACCGAUGAUUAUUUCCGUCAGCAGCAUGGAUACACAUAUAAUGCUGCUCAGCUUGGUGAUGCCCAUGACUGGAACCGGAAGAGAGCAAAGCAAGCAAUGGAGCAGGGAAGAUCUCCAGUUAUAAUAGACAACACUAAUACUCAAGCCUGGGAAAUGAAACCGUACGUGGAAGUGGCUCUAGAGAAAGGUUACAGAGUGGAAUUCCAUGAACCAGAUACUUGGUGGAAGUUUGAUCCUGAAGAAUUAGAAAAGAGGAAUAAACAUGGGGUCACUCGUGAGAAGAUUGCUCAGAUGUUGGAACGAUACGAAUAUCAAAUAUCUAUACCUAUUGUCAUGAAUUCAGUGGUACCUCCCCACAAAAACACUCAAAGACCACCUCUGCAGCGAAGACAUAGGUGGGGAGACAAUACAGACUCGUGGAAUUAUUUCAGUGUUUUCCAGUAGCCAAUAACACAGUUUCAGUCAGUUAAUAAGCAUCUGUUCCUUGCCCUUUUAAAACACAUCAUCACUUCCAAUAAAGUAGUGGAUCUUCUGUGUUUUAAAUAGGCCUAUUUCAAGACCAUUUUCUUCUGGAGGUUGUUCUUUUUAACGGACUUGCAUGUAAAUAGAAUUGUACAUUUAAUGUUUUUUAAAAUAUAUUUAUUCAAGUUGUAAGACCUUUGAUUUUAGUAAAAAUUUUAAUAUACAGUAUGACAUAUAGCAGAGUCUUCAUAAAUCUAAGACGAUGUUGUCAUAUAUCAGGUAACUGUUGAGCAGUUUUUUUUAAAGAAGGGAUCAUAUUAGAGGUCUUGUAAAAGAUAAUUAAAGCCUUGGAAGAAGAGGUUAUUGAUGUAAUAAUCCAUUUUAAUGAUUGUCGUUUAGUCUCCUUACUUUUUUGGAGAUUUUUUUGAAAACAGGUAUGUGCUGGAUUGUCCUUUAGUUCUGUUUGACAUAUAUUGCCAACUGGAAAAACUUAGGCAUGGAUUUUCUGGUUUCAGAGGUUUGAUUUUUUGGGUUGGUGGUUUUUUUUCUUUUUUUUCUUUUUUUUCUUUUUUUUUUUUUUUUUUUUUUUUUUUUUUUUUUUUUGUGGUCGGAGAAGCUCCUGUGGUAACUGCAGCAAUGUUCUGCCAGUACAGUAUUCACCAACCUUAAACUAUGCAACCUGAAUUAUUUUUUUAUUUGUUAUUGUUGGUAGUAUAUAACUAUGAUGGUAGCUGCACACUACCGUUUUCUUUUUUUUUGUGCUGACUAAAAAGAAAAAUAAAACCUUAGUUUUAUCGCUAAACCCCAAAAUUUCACAGCUGUGUCUUUCUAACUAAGUUGAUUUGUUUCAUUUGUGAUAAAAAUGAAAUAUAAAAGCAUUAGGUUGUCAAACCCCAGACCAGUUGGGAUGCAUUAAUUCAAUAUAAAUACUGGAUAUAACUGUAAAACCAUCUUGCGUUCCUAAUUUUGGCACAGUGAUUGUAAUCUGUUUAGCACAUAACAAAGAAUGAGCCAGUGUGGAGAGUGACUAAUUUACUGCCCUUUUUCUCUUAAAAAUGAUGAAUUUGUAAGUGUCUGCUUUUGCUUGGUUUUGAACAGCUUGCUGUAUUAAUAAAAUAUAUUUGUGUUCAGUGUUGUUGAA
This is a messenger RNA of Myiozetetes cayanensis, 3306 nucleotides long. Its product is annotated as NEDD4-binding protein 2-like 2. Gene Ontology annotation, cellular component: nucleus. NCBI's taxonomy places the organism in Eukaryota, Metazoa, Chordata, Aves, Passeriformes, Tyrannidae. Gene Ontology annotation, biological process: negative regulation of transcription by RNA polymerase II. Gene Ontology annotation, molecular function: transcription corepressor activity. The record is from RefSeq and is a predicted model, not a curated record.